CAAACCCUCAGUUCGCCUCGUGUCUCUUGUGUGUCAACCUUUGCAGCACCCUCUCCGCGAGCCUUCGAUGGCACAAAAAGUGGUUGUCAAGCUCUUGACUAUGAACGAUGAGAAGAUGAAGCAGAAAGCCAUCGAAGCCGUUGCAGAUGUUUAUGGGGUUGAUUCCAUAGCAGCGGAUUUGAAGGAGCAAAAGCUGACUGUGGUAGGUGACAUGGACUCCAUGGCUGUAGCAAAGAAGCUAAAGAAAAUUGGAAAAGUGGACAUACUAUCUGUUGGCCCAGCUACAGAAGAAAAGAAGGAAGAUAAAAAGGAGAAGAAUAAAGAUGGCGACAAGAAAUAAAAUUAAAAACACAGCAUCCUCUUCAAUUCAUUUCAGUAUUUCCAAUUAUUUAGACAUAGAGAGCUACUGUGACAUGCAUUUGUCUGUUGUCUUAUGUUUACAAAAGAUAAAAGAAAAAUGUGCAAUUACUCGUGAAAAAGAAUUAUGCAGCAUUUUUAGCGGCUCCAUCUUUACUCAAGCGAAAAUUUCAAAUAAGGGUUUGAAG
Eucalyptus grandis is the source of this 545-nucleotide messenger RNA. RefSeq names its product heavy metal-associated isoprenylated plant protein 39. The coding region runs from base 68 to 340 and encodes 90 amino acids. The record is from RefSeq and is a predicted model, not a curated record. The transcript is spliced from 3 exons. Gene Ontology annotation, molecular function: metal ion binding. NCBI's taxonomy places the organism in Eukaryota, Viridiplantae, Streptophyta, Magnoliopsida, Myrtales, Myrtaceae.